GGUGUCCGUCAUGCUUUCAAGGCGCCAUUUAUUUGUAGACUCGGGUUUGUUGUUCUACCCUGAGAUUGGAGAAAUGGUUGUUUAUGAGCAUUUGGACUGGAAACCAUGCUGCAUGCACAGCAUGAACAGUAAUGCUCUGUAUAUACAACCAUGGAUUAUAUAUAUGUGCUUGUAGGAAUAAGAAUCCUUUACUUGAAAAUGCAGACUUAUUUUACUAUUUAUUUUCUAAGAGGAUCCAAGGAGAUCACAUCUACGGAAACUUGUCGUACUGCUAGAUUUUACGACUCUGCCUUUUCAGUGACGUCAUCCCUGGCUCUAACCAAACAAUGGCUACCAUCAGGCGGUUAUCAAAGGCUUCGGCAGCGCUCGUCAGUCGUGGACAGCAUUGCCUGGCUUCAAAGACGUAGCAGCAACUCGAGUCGGUCACAGGAUGCUUCAAAACAUCACAGCACUCAGAGUUAUCCAGCGCUGUUUGACGCUUGAGAGGUAAGCUGAGGAACCAUUACCUUUGUGGACCAGACUGGUGGAGGAGACAAGGGCGAAGAACUCUGAGCGGUUCCUGCAGCCACCAGCAGCUCGUCUUCCCUUCACAGUUUUCAUAUGUCCAGCAGCCUCGGGGAAACCUCGUCAACACUAUUUUCGAGAACGUCGAUCGCUGGGGCUCACAUGUCGCUGUGGUUAAUAUAUGGGGGACUCAUUCUCACGUGGAUACACAACACACAAGCGUGACAUAGUAGUACUAUGAAUAAUUAACACAUCACCGAGGUUCAUGAGUGUUCGGAAACCGGCCGAAGUUACACUUAUGAUAAGUUAAUGGACGCAACACGGAAAUGGGCUGGGUGUCUAUCUCACCUGGGUUUGGAGAAGGGUGACGUCAUAGCGCUUGCCUCGCCCAACUGCCCAGAGUACCCAAUAUUAGUGCUUGGAGCGAACAGCCUGGGCGUCAUCGUCACUACGAUUAAUCCAAAAAGCACAAAAGAUGAGAUAACGAACCAGCUGAAAGUCAGCGGGGCUAAAUUACUGGUGGUGACCCCUUCACUCGUGGAAGAGGUUGUACACCUACUCUCGUCUAAUCCUCCAGUUCAACUCGUCUCCAAUGGACCUUGCAAUAUCCCAGGGACAUAUAACUUGCAGGAUAUCCUGGCUAAUCCUUCAGGAACUCCGAUCGACCCUAUUAAGUUGACAGAAAGUGCCAUUUCUCUGCUGCCCUUUUCGAGCGGUACAACCGGACAACCCAAAGGCGUCCAAAUUUCUCAUGGAGCCAUCGCCAUCAACAUGCGUAUGAUUUCGCACCCGUCAGUAACGGCUACGAAACUAGCAACAGACCCCUUCCAAGAGCCCUACAUGUGUGUCGUCCCCUUUUAUCAUAUGUUCGGAAUGCUCCUCAUGCUGUUCGGCAUACAGCAGGGGGCGAAACUUGUCACCUUCCCGUCCUUCCAACCGGGGCAAUUCGUCAGCAACCUGGGGAAGCACAGAGUGAGAACGCUACACCUAGUCCCUUCACUCGUCAGUUUCCUAAUCCAGUCACCAGAUGUCACGGCAGAGUCACUGAAGUUUUUAAGAAAGAUUAUCGUCAGCACGAGUCCGUUUUCCUUGUCGCUUGCCCAGGCGUUCAAGAAGAAAUUCAGAGACGACGUGUUUCUACAAGAGAUGUUUGGGAUGACGGAAGUACUUUUUGCAACGGCGAUUCCUUACGGAGGAGAGCGCAACGGCUCCUGCGGGAAGUUGCUCCCCAACGUGACGGCCAAAGUCUUGGACACAACCACAGGAAGUGUUCUGGGACCAAAUGAGAUUGGAGAAUUAUGCAUCAAGACGCCAUCGAUGAUGACAGGAUACCAUCAAAAUGAAGAGGCGACUUCUUCCACCAUUGACGCAGAAGGAUUCAUGAGAACGGGGGAUGUGGCGGUUGUCGACAGCGAAGGAUACGUCAAGAUUGUGGACAGGACCAAAGAGCUCAUCAAAGUAAAGGGGCUGCAGGUGUCUCCAUCUGAGAUAGAGAACAUCCUUCGACAACUUCCCCAGGUAGGGGACGUGGGUGUCGUGGGCGUUCCCCACGAGAGGCAGGGGGAGGUGCCAAAGGCCUUCGUCGUUGCCAGAAAUGAAGAACUUUCCGCCGAGGAUAUUCAUAGUGACGUUAUCCGUGGCUCCAACCAACCAAACAAAACGCUAUGCCAUCAGGCGGUUAUCAAAGGCUUCGGCAGCGCUCGCGGCUCGUCAGUCGUGGACAGCACUCCCUGGCUUCAAAGACACAGCAUCUCGAGUCGGUCACAGGAUGCUGCAAAACAUCACAGCCACUCAGAGUUAUCCAGCGCUGUUUGACGGUUGAGAGGUAAGUAAGU
Molecule: messenger RNA, 2339 nt
Organism: Macrobrachium nipponense
Lineage: Eukaryota; Metazoa; Arthropoda; Malacostraca; Decapoda; Palaemonidae
Exons: 11
Coding region: 814-2319 (501 amino acids)
Biological process (GO): long-chain fatty acid metabolic process; fatty-acyl-CoA biosynthetic process
Molecular function (GO): long-chain fatty acid-CoA ligase activity
Source: RefSeq, a predicted model, not a curated record